Molecule: messenger RNA, 969 nt
Organism: Pelobates cultripes (western spadefoot toad)
Lineage: Eukaryota; Metazoa; Chordata; Amphibia; Anura; Pelobatidae
Source: the annotation of a GenBank genome assembly
AUGCAUGGAAUUACCGGCACAAUGCAUGGAAUUACCAGCACAAUGCAUGGAAUUACCGGCACAAUACAUGGAAUUACCAGCACAAUGCAUGGAAUUACCGGCACAAUGAAUGGAAUUACCAGCACAAUGCAUGGAAUUACCAGCACAAUGCAUGGAAUUACCGGCACAAUACAUGGAAUUACCGGCACAAUGCAUGGAAUUACCAGCACAAUGCAUGGAAUUACCAGCACAAUGCAUGGAAUUACCAGCACAAUGCAUGGAAUUACCGGCACAAUACAUGGAAUUACCAGCACAAUACAUGGAAUUACCAGCACAAUACAUGGAAUUACCAGCACAAUGCAUGGAAUUACCAGCACAAUGCAUGGAAUUACCGGCACAAUGCAUGGAAUUACCGGCACAAUGAAUGGAAUUACCAGCACAAUACAUGGAAUUACCAGCACAAUGCAUGGAAUUACCGGCACAAUGCAUGGAAUUACCAGCACAAUACAUGGAAUUACCAGCACAAUGCAUGGAAUUACCGGCACAAUGCAUGGAAUUACCGGCACAAUGCAUGGAAUUACCAGCACAAUACAUGGAAUUACCAGCACAAUGCAUGGAAUUACCGGCACAAUGCAUGGAAUUACCAGCACAAUGCAUGGAAUUACCAGCACAAUGCAUGGAAUUACCGGCACAAUGCAUGGAAUUACCAGCACAAUACAUGGAAUUACCAGCACAAUGCAUGGAAUUACCGGCACAAUGCAUGGAAUUACCAGCACAAUACAUGGAAUUACCAGCACAAUGCAUGGAAUUACCGGCACAAUGCAUGGAAUUACCCGCACAAUGCAUGGAAUUACCAGCACAAUGCAUGGAAUUACCAGCACAAUGCAUGGAAUUACUGGCACAAUGAAUGGAAUUACCGCACAAUGCAUGGAGUUACCGGUGCAAUGCAUGGAAUUACCAGCGCAAUACAUGGAAUUACUGGCACAAUGA